UGGUCCGGUUAGUGGGACUGUACUGGGAACAUCCCCCCCUCUCCAUCCACGACUGCAACAACGCCACCAGCUCUCACCUCUACCACAAACACACACAUAAACACACACACACUCUCUCUCAUCUCCUCCCAGCAAGACGAUGACUGCAAGAAAGCACAAGAGCAGCUCCAGCGAGAAGAGCGCCUCAUCCAGCCCGGACGAUGCGCCCAAGAAGACCCAGAAGAGCGCCGGGAACGGGCUGAGCGGCCCCGGAGCUCAGGGGCCAGGAUCGGGGAGCUGCCUCGGGCUCUUUGCAACCACGGUGUUUUACAUCGCCUUGUUAGGCACCGCCGGGUUUGCAGCUUUCUAUUUGCAGCAGGUCGUGGAGGAAAUCCGGCAGACGAGCAGCAGACACGAGGAGAGCGCACGGAUCAACGCGGAGCUGAGCGGACAAAUGGAGAGAGUCGUUCAACAGGUGGAGUCUCUGAGCAGCGUUGUGGACGGGCUGGAGUCUGCACUGGGCAUCACACGGGUGGAGCUGGAGGGGGCCGUCAGCCGGAUGAAGAGGGGCGAGGUGGAGACGAGAAAGGUGGAAGAGGCCCUUCAGAGGCUCCAGAACAAUCUACUCAGGGACCUUUCAGAGGGCAUCAACGAGGUGAAGGAGGCCCGAGAGAGGGACUUCUCCUCUCUGGAGAAAACCGUGGAGGAGCGCCUGGCUGAAGUGAGUCAGUCCAUCACGGCCAACGUGGCGGAGUUCACCGAAGCUCAGGGCGAAGCGCAGAGCCAGCUGGCUGAACUCAAGGCCCGUCUGGGUGACAUGGAGGACCCUGCGCUCAUCAAACAGGAGCUCUCCGCCAUCGUCACGGCCGUAGCUGAAAUCAAAACCGCCAAACAGGCCUCUGACGCCUCAGCCAACUCAAUCAGUGGGCAGAUAGGCGCCGUGAGGUCAGAGCUCCAGACUCGUAACCAGGAAGUGGCCUCGCUGUCUGAGGAGGUUGAAUCAGUGAGGUCGGUGGUGCAGGAGACAGUUGGGAAUCUGAGGCAGUCACUGUCUGCGACGGAGGCUGAAGUCCAGGCUCUGAUGGACAAAAGCAUGACACUGGAGAGCGGCGUGGAGCAGGCCGCCGACGCCGUCCGCAACGUGGAGAGGCAGGUUCAAGAGGAAGCCGCUCAGGUCCAGAAAAGAUCAGAAGACCUGGAGGCCAGAGUUAAAACAACCGAGGUGAUCGGAGAUUCACUGGCGGCGUCCGUGUCGGACAUCUCCAACAAAGUGGAGUCACUGUUCGCCAAGUACGACGACCACGAAAGCACCCUAGCCUCACAGGGACAGGUCGUGGAGGAAGUCAAAACUGCCGUGGAGCAGGAGAUGGAGGCACUGAAAAGCAGUUUCGGGGAGCUGCAAUCCAACAUGGCCGCCCUGAGCAGCGCCAACACCAAGCUGUCUUCGAAGGACGCCAACGUGGCUCAGCAGGUUCUGGACUUGGAGAACAGGCUCGCCGCUCUGGAGGACAGCAGCAGCAGCAUGAAGCCGGAGCAGCUGCAGAGUUUAAGGAGCGUGGUGGCUGGUUUGGAGGAGAAAGCGGCGAAGCUAGAAGGCCACGAUAAUGCAAUCGCUACUCUUCAGAAAGCUCUGCAGGAGACAACAAAGACACUGGCGGGCUUAUCCAAGAAGAGAAAGUAGGGAGUUUGAGUUCGCAAUGUGACAUCAGGAUACCAAAACAUGACAAUAACGAUUCCCAAAGGCUGACCAUAACCCACUUUUUCCCGUUCUCAUGAAGAAUCGUUUU
Molecule: messenger RNA, 1766 nt
Organism: Anoplopoma fimbria (sablefish)
Lineage: Eukaryota; Metazoa; Chordata; Actinopteri; Perciformes; Anoplopomatidae
Gene: ckap4
Product: cytoskeleton associated protein 4
Exons: 2
Coding region: 140-1660 (506 amino acids)
Source: RefSeq, a predicted model, not a curated record